CCGACACCUCUGGACAGACAUGAGCGGCGGCGGCGAGUAUCCGUACCCCAAGUACACGUGGUCCCCGGCCGGCGGCUGGUGGGCCAAGACCAAGAACUGGCAGCGCAAGACGGGCGUGGGGCUCGUCGUGCUGGCGGCGGCGGCGGCCCCGCUGGCGCUCUACUCGAGCUCGAACCACAUCAAGUUCCCGGCCGAGGAGCGCCGCAAGCUCUAGAGGCGCUGAGAGGCUGCUACUACGUACGCGCCAGAAGAUGAAGACGAAGGAAGGGCAGAACGACUGCAAUGCAAUUAAUAUGUGGGCGGGCCAACGAGCAGCGGGCAGCGCGGACGAGAAGAAGACGAAGAAUCGACGACGGAUGGAGAGGAGGGAGGGAACCACCGGAAAGUUCAAAGGGGAACUCGUACCUAGUGUACUCGUAGCCUUGAGGCUAUAGGACUUCCUAGUCGUUCAGUUCUUCUAGUCCGCGAGUU
Messenger RNA from Phytophthora sojae, 471 nucleotides. RefSeq lists its product as hypothetical. Bases 20 to 214 code for a protein of 64 amino acids. The record is from RefSeq and is a predicted model, not a curated record. NCBI's taxonomy places the organism in Eukaryota, Oomycota, Peronosporomycetes, Peronosporales, Peronosporaceae. The transcript has a single exon.